Carassius carassius (crucian carp) is the source of this 669-nucleotide messenger RNA. RefSeq names its product NEDD8-like. The transcript has 4 exons. Gene Ontology annotation, biological process: regulation of proteolysis; protein neddylation; modification-dependent protein catabolic process. Lineage: Eukaryota; Metazoa; Chordata; Actinopteri; Cypriniformes; Cyprinidae. Gene Ontology annotation, molecular function: protein tag activity; ubiquitin protein ligase binding. Bases 194 to 466 code for a protein of 90 amino acids. The record is from RefSeq and is a predicted model, not a curated record. Gene Ontology annotation, cellular component: cytoplasm; nucleus.
GACGCCGAAACCCGGAACCAUCGCGUUCUACCAAAACACCCGGAAUUUAUUUCGGAUACACAGGAAGUUUUUUCCCCUCGUAGAGGCGUUUUAGCAAUAGAUAUAUAUAUAUAUAUAUAUAUUUACAACUAGUGUUAAAAAUAUAUUAUCUGGAUUCUGUUUAAUGUGUAUGAAAUAAAACACAGACGUCAAUAUGUUGAUUAAAGUUAAGACACUCACAGGCAAAGAAAUAGAAAUUGACAUCGAGCCUACAGACAAGGUGGAGAGAAUCAAAGAGAGGGUGGAAGAAAAGGAGGGGAUCCCUCCACAACAGCAAAGACUCAUUUAUAGCGGAAAACAAAUGAAUGAUGAGAAGACUGCUGCUGACUACAAGAUCCAGGGAGGGUCUGUCCUGCAUUUAGUUCUUGCUCUCCGAGGAGGGCAAACCCUGCACUGGCCCUGCAGUCCCCCAGUGUCUUUCCUCUAAUCUAUUCCGUUAAGACUGUACAUAGUGGAAAUCUGUGUUAUCAUGUACGUCAAAACAGCAGAAUUGCCAGGAGGCUCUGGUGUUUAUAGCCAAAAGUGGACAUUUGGCUUUGUAAAUCACUGUCUUAAUCAUGUUAGCGUGAUCACAGCUGCUUGGGAUUGAGUUAACAUAUGCAGACGCAUACUGAACAGUUUACUUUUUUU